Molecule: messenger RNA, 939 nt
Organism: Debaryomyces hansenii CBS767
Lineage: Eukaryota; Fungi; Ascomycota; Pichiomycetes; Serinales; Debaryomycetaceae
Product: DEHA2G17226p
Exons: 1
Coding region: 1-939 (312 amino acids)
Source: RefSeq, a predicted model, not a curated record
AUGAGUGAUCUAUUUCAACUUUUGUUGACCGCAUGGGUUACAAGUAUGGUAAUGAUUCAAACAUAUGGGUUAGGACUCAUAGUGACUCCGCAUCUGGUGGGCGAUAACAAAAAAUAUUCAAGCAUUAAUAAUUUACUAAACUGUGUGAGUUAUCCAACGGUAAAAGACGAUAUAAUAAUAUUAACUGUUGAUAGUGGAGAAAAAUUACCGUCACAAGUUUUGAAUAUGAAUAUAUUUGAUUCAGAAAAUAAUAAGAUCAGAUACAAGGGAGAUAUAUCAGAAGAGAUGAAUUUAAUAUUUACGAAUUUAAAUAAUCCACUGCAAAUUAAUCGCAAUUACGCCGAUUCUCCAGAUAAACGUAAUAUACUAAACAAGAUUCAUCUAGGGCGUAAUAAGGAACAAGAAAGGGUUGAUGAACUCAUGAAUAGUGAUACUGGUAAAUCUUUGAUCUACAUAUGUUUUGAUAACUUGUAUCUGGAUAAAUCGUGGUCAUUUCAACCACAAGAUAGGGACGUUGAAAUAUUCGUUGAUAUUAAAAACAUGACAACUAUAAAGCAAACUAAUUAUAACCUAUAUGCGCAGUAUUUUAAGAAAUUCAAGUAUAAUUCUGAUCAAGGUGUUGAUGCCAAAAAUAAUGAAAAGAAAAGUAAGAAGGAAGGUACGGAUAAAACUCUUAAAAAGGAUUUCACACAAAAUGACUUUGAAAAUAACAUUAAACUAUUGGAAUCAGAAUUAAGCGAUAUUGUGGAAAACUUAAAAAAUUCAGAAUUGAUAUUGACAAACCUAAUGGAACAAGAAUCGAAAUUAAGAGAUGCAAAUGAAAGAAUAUUCUCUGAGUACACAAAAGUCUCUAUCAUUAUGAUAGUAGCAAUUAGUAUAUUUGGUAUGGCACAAUUAGUAUAUUUUAGAUGUUAUCUAAAAAAGAGAAAAUAUUUAUAG